AUGCAAUUAUUCCGGGAUAUCGUUGUAGCCGAAGAUGGCCACACCUAUGAGAGAGAAACAAUUGUAGAAUGGAUUAAAAAGAAUGGGCGAAGUACACUCACUGAUCAACCGUUACCAUUAGAACGCUUCUAUCCAAAUUAUGCGAUGAAAACAGUGAUCGAUCAAUUCGAAAAUUCAAUGAAAGCAAAACGUAACAGUAUACUCUUAAUGUUGACGUUAAACGAAGAUCUGAGUCGACAUCCACACAUUGUUAGAACAUACGGUCUUGUCUAUGAAAACAAUUCGAUUAUGCUCUUACAAGAACAUGCACCGUUAGGAAGUCUGUUCGAUUUUCUGCAGGAUCAACUCGAAUCACCGAAGGAAAAGAUUCUCAUCGAAAUAUUCUUACAAAUAGUCGAUGCGAUGAUUUUUCUUGCUUUUAACAAUGUUGUUCAUGCGGAUUUAGCCUAUCGGAAUAUCUUGUUCAAAACGACUCUCAAUAUUAUUCCUGUACGUUGUGUUGCACCAGAAAUACUUUCAAAACAUAUGACAUCUGAUGAUUACACAGAGAAAUCGGAUGUUUAUUCAAUGGGAAUCUUGAUGUGGGAAGCUUAUAAUCGAGGUAUAAUCCCCUGGUCGAAAAUAAGUAAUGAUGAUGAAGUUGUUCGACGUGUUCUAAAUGGCGAACUAUUACCAAAGCCAUCUAACUGCAGUGAUGAUUGCUGGUCAGUUGUUUGUAAAAUGUGGGCUAAAGCGCCAAAAGACCGACCAACAUUUGCUGAAUUAAAACAUCUUCUAGCUGAACAGUCAUUUUGUUCAAGCAGCUUGAAUACUCUAUUGACACAACUGCUGUCAAGAACAACUCUAGAAUUUGGAACGGUAGAAAGAGAGGUUAUAAACGGUUGGCCAAACGAGUAUCGACAAAAAAAUCAAGAUACCAACAAUUCGUUCGGUCAAAUCCGAAAUAUGCGACGCAAGAAUGUAUUGGAUGGCAUGGAACUUCAUCCAAUUGUCGAAAUGGUCAAUGCAAGGAUACCUAUUCUUAUCGAUGUUGGGGAGAGGCAACUUAUUUGGCCCCUCGAAGCUUUGCUUGCCACACUUAUAAUGGAAGUUCACAAUCUCAAAUGUACAAUGGAACUACUCAAAGAAAAAUACAAACGAUUUCGGCUGGGUAGUAGUUCUAUCGCAUCUAUUCCUACGUUGUUGACCAUGUUUAAACAUGACACUGCCAAUUUUAGUCGCGAUUAUUAUAUCAGUCCGGUCGAAUAUAUCUUAUCUUACAACAAUGUGGUUGCGCAACCGGUUUACAUUGUAGUGUACUCUGUUAAAUCAGAAGAUAUACAAAUCCGAUCAACAACGGGCAAUUACUGCUCCUUUCACAAAGAAUAUCACAUAUGUAGUACCGGUUGCGACGGCCACUAUGGUCCUGAGUGUUUAGGCUCAGAUCAGGGUUUCGAUACUACAAAUUGCAAUGGCAUUUCUCGUGAUCUAUAUGAUUGUGGACUUAUCGGUCUCAAUCCAGAGUUUUUGCAGAAACUCGCUGCAGGCAACAUUUGA
This is a messenger RNA of Adineta ricciae, 1536 nucleotides long. Lineage: Eukaryota; Metazoa; Rotifera; Eurotatoria; Adinetida; Adinetidae. The record is from the annotation of a GenBank genome assembly.